AUGGAAAGCGCGAUACUUACAGCGGUGGCAGUCGAUAGUGCCACCCAUGGUAUCCAAAAUCUUCGCAUUGAUGAUGAAGACCAGAAUGAGCGGGCUUUGAAUGCGAUGCGGCAGGUCGAAUUUUAUUUUUCCGACUCUAACCUUCCAUAUGAUCGGUGGGCAGAGCAUUCAAUCUAUUUCGCCAACGCGGAGCACUGGGUGCCGAUAGCAACUAUUGCGACAUUCAAGCGCCUGAGCAAAUACCAGCCGUUGGGACCCCAAUGGCUGGUGGAUACCCUUCGUCAGAGCAUUCACCUCGAAGUGGACGGGGAAGGCACGCACAUCCGCCGGCGAACAGAAGUCCAGCAGAACAGUGCGUGGGACCGCAGUGUAUAUGCUAAAGGGUUCGGCAUUGAAGUGGACGGCUUGCAGCGGGAUCUCGAAAGAUUCUUUGAGUGCUAUGGCCGGACGAACGCCGUCCGUAUGAGACAGGACAGAGAGACCAACGCAUUCAAGGGUUCCGUGUUCACUGAAUUUGCGGACCCUCUCUCUGUGCAGUUGUUUCUAAAAGCUGAUCCCAAGCCAUCGUGGAAUGGGCAGGAGCUACUCAUCAUGACCAAACGAAACCACGAGAUCGCCCAGAAGAAGCUUGAACGCUCUCGUAAUGCGAGUGAGACUCAAGAGCAGACUGGGACAACGAAGGGAAAGGACGUCAACAAGGAAAAGAGCAAGACACAGGGAGAUGAGCAGAAUUCUGCUGGUCAAGACAGCGACAAGAACCAGUCGAAGCCCCAGCUGCAGUUCAAGUUCAUGGGAAAGGAGACGACUAUCCACGAGGGAGAGCAAGGAUUCUUCCUACAGGAAGAGGAAAUGCCUCACGUUAGUGGUGCGUCGCUGAAGUUCGAGUGCGACCAAGACGAUAUCAGCCUGAGUGACAUUCAGAAAAUCAUGAGAAUGCUGUACACUAGCGGACAUCGUCCAUUUGUGAAGUACCACAAUGGCGAGUCUGCAGGGCUCAUUGGGUUCAAAAAGCCUCUUUCCAGAGAAGAUAUUGUCUGCAUCCCUGCAUAUCUCAAGACGUGCAGCGGUCAAUACUUGACGUGGAGCAGUCCUGAUGACGAGACAGAGAGAACCUUCCAGAUGGAGUGUGCGCAGUUGCAUGCACUGCGCGUGCUCCGCGCGCUCCUUCGAUACCGCGGAAAGCGAGAUAGCUUACAGAUUAAAGGCAUCGCUGGCAACGCCACAGACAAGAUGGACACCGACAGUGAUGUCGUAAACCAGGAUCCAGUCCUCGCUGUUCCUGCGCCUUUCUCUGCCUCAGAUGGGAGAGCUGAAAAGCGCAAGCGUGAUCUGGAAGACGAUGACACCGAUGAAGACGAUAUCUAUGACGCAAACCUUCUCACCGAGGCUCGCUUGGUCGUGAGGAUUGCGAAGAGGGCGAGGAUGUGA
Laetiporus sulphureus 93-53 is the source of this 1428-nucleotide messenger RNA. RefSeq lists its product as uncharacterized. Gene Ontology annotation, molecular function: mRNA binding. The coding region runs from base 1 to 1428 and encodes 475 amino acids. The record is from RefSeq and is a predicted model, not a curated record. Lineage: Eukaryota; Fungi; Basidiomycota; Agaricomycetes; Polyporales; Laetiporaceae. Gene Ontology annotation, cellular component: nucleus. The transcript is spliced from 8 exons. Gene Ontology annotation, biological process: RNA processing.